CUCUCUGCCCUUUUCUUGCCUAAAUAUCGGUGCGGCUUGGUCAUUCUUUCGCCGCCCGCUGCCGUGCUCUUGCAACCUCUCUCUCCUCCUCUCCUCCCAUUCCGACCCAGCCAAAUCUCACGAUUUCCCCGUCCUUCCUGCGAGGGCUGGUUCAUCCGUAGGGUUCCGUCGAUCGAUCGCUCGCCUAAAUCCUGCGGGUUCAUUUGCCCGGUCUUGAUUUUGGUGUGUUUUUCUUUUCUCGUUGUUGGGGUUCAAAUUCGUUUGCGUUCUCCUCUGAAAUCAUUCGGCGUCGAGGGGAUCUCUGUCCCCCUUGCCCCGAAUCGGGUCUUCCUUGAUCUCUUACUGCUUCUCUGCAGUCCACCAAAAAAUAUCUACAGGGAGAUCUCGUGUAGUUUCAGGGAAACAUACAAAUCCUUGGAAUUCCUCUCCCCAGUAGUUCGUUCCUUCUCUACUUUGGAAGAACCAGAUGGGUGAUGUAUCGUUGGAUCGACCGAUUAAGGCGGAGCCAGCGGCCGGCGGCAUUGGCAAGGGUAAUCAAAUUAUGGAUUUGAUGUCGGCGGGGUGGACAGAUGAGAGCCACACGCGUUAUAUAAGCUCGAUGGAAGCUUCUUUCAUCGAUCAACUCUACAAUCACGGACACAACGAGAAUCGCAACGAUUCAAGUGACAAUGGAUUCAAGGUUCUUCGGCGAGGAGUGUGGGAGAAGCUCAAAUUUGAGAGGACCAAUGCUUCUGCCCGAGUAGGGGGCGAAUACCGCCUGCCUGCAAGCCCCUGGAUUCGGCAUUAUAGACCGCGUGAUUGCAGCAUCAAUAAAAGAGAUCAUGGGGAAGAAACAUCAGCAGGCGAUCAUGAAUCGGGUAUCCGGACUGUUCGAGGGAAGACUCCGCUGUCUCAUGGAAGGGACUUGGGAGCUUGCAAGGGAGAGAACUUUCUUGAUGAAAAUACAGAGGUCUCUGAUCAGAACUUCGCUGAUGAUGAGGUGGAAGUCGAUGCAGAAUCAAGUAAAGUAUAUAAGAAGAGGAGAUUCCCCUUACUGCGCCCAAAUGAUCUAGAGAAUUCACAGGAUUAAUUGACUUAGUCUUGCAAGUGUCGAUGUGAAGGGCAGCACACUCAACUAGAACUAGAAUACCAAUGGCAUUUACCCUGGUGUUCUAGUUUGGGGUUGUUACAUAUGAAAAAUUGUGUGCUGCCUCAAAAUAUGUCAGAACUUGGAAGGCAAGGCUCUGGAAGCAUGGAAGAGUAUCUUUCUCGGUAAAUGCACAAUUAGUGAGGAGAGGACUGAAAGAGUUGGUGUCCACAAUUUAACAUAUUUGGUUCUUGUUAUGUAUCUGUCUAUGUUGCAGUUUCUAUCAGUUCGCUAUCCUGUGAGAAGAACAAUAGGCUCACUCACUAUUUACUAGUAGUAGACAAUAUUGUUGAUGCAGCGCGUUUUAUUGUUGUUGUACCCUGGCAACUAAUGUUUGCAAUGUGAAUGAAAUGUUCAUAUUUGCCCCAAGAUGGGAAUGAUCCUACAAA
This is a messenger RNA of Brachypodium distachyon (stiff brome), 1515 nucleotides long. RefSeq lists its product as uncharacterized. The transcript has 3 exons. Bases 467 to 1069 code for a protein of 200 amino acids. Gene Ontology annotation, biological process: regulation of circadian rhythm; response to cold. The record is from RefSeq and is a predicted model, not a curated record. Lineage: Eukaryota; Viridiplantae; Streptophyta; Magnoliopsida; Poales; Poaceae.